Messenger RNA from Paramuricea clavata, 1698 nucleotides. Lineage: Eukaryota; Metazoa; Cnidaria; Anthozoa; Malacalcyonacea; Plexauridae. The record is from the annotation of a GenBank genome assembly.
AUGCUUGUAUUUAAUUUCUGUCAGACCAGUCUUAAAGGUGAACAUUUGAGAGCCGCUACUGAUUAUAUCAGAACGGUAGUUCGCGAUGCCAUGAAUUUGCGGAGUAAGUUUAGAGAUGUUGGGAACAGGGAAACAAUCAGUAGGCUGGAAGAAGUCAUAAAUAGUAUUGAUACUUCAAACGUUUGGCAUGUUAAAUGCUAUUCCCUAUUUACAAGCAAAGACAAAAUUCAGCGCCUGGAGAAAAAGUGCAACAAAGAUGAGGCGUCUGCAAUAUCAACCUCAAGUCCGCGUAAAACGCGUGCGCAAACAAAACAAGUUGAUUGGGAUAAAUGUGCUUUCUGUCAGGUUCAUACGAAUGAGCGCUUAUCGUCAGUUAUGACAUUUAAGAUGAGUGAACAAAUUAUUGAGAUUUCUAAGUUUGACAAAAUACUGUGCACUCGAUUUGCGGGUAUCUCAGAUUUGAUAGCCGCUGAAGACAAGUACCAUUUAUCAUGCUUCAGUGCAUCUAAAAGAUCAAGGGAUAAGACAAAAAGUGAAAUGAAAGACUAUGAUUUAGCAUUGGUUUGGUUGUCCAAAGAAUUGGAGUAUGCUGCUGACAAGGGCCAUGUUAUUAGACUUGAUGACGCAUGGGAAAGAUACACUACAUUAGCCGAAAAAGCGGGCAACACGCUUCCCUCUUCUUUUAUCAGUCGAAGGGCGACUUUUAAGGACAAAAUUAUGCAUAUGGUUGGAGACAUCAUACAGCACGUGCAAUCAUUUGAAAGGGAGCCGUCUGAGCGUCACAUCUUGCUAUUUCCCAAAAAGUACGCUAAAAUGGUUCUGUCCCAGUUAGUAACCCAGGGUACGGCUGACGAAGAAGACGAUGAACUAACUCUGCCCGUUUAUCACCAACAAGACGAUUUCCUCUCUCUUGUUCAUGUGGCGUUGAUGAUACGAGCUGAUGUGCAGGAGACCCCAGGUUACAUGGGACUCGACAUAGGCAUACACGAUGUCGGUGAUUGUGUUCCCGAAAGUCUGCAACUGUUUCUAAACCUUUUGUUCGGAGGUGAACGACUUUUGGAUAAGGAAACGAUUGAAGAAAAAGAAAAUGAAGUUCGCCGUAAAGCGCUUGCCGUUGCUCAAGAUAUUUUGUACGGGGUAAGCAACGGUAAGAAAUGGACACCUAAGCACAUUGGCUUAGGGAGCACCCUUCACCAAGUCACAAGAUCGAAAGAUCUAGUUAAACUUUUUCACAAGGCAGGACAUAGUCUGAGUUAUGACCAAAUUCUUCAUCUUGACACGGGUUUAGCCGAGCGUGUUUUAAACACUAUGGAUGAAAAAAGCGAAACCGUGAUUCCGCCAAAUUUGGUGCAAGGUAAUUUCGUACACUUCUCUGCUGAUAACAUUGAUAUUUUGGAUGAAACGCUGGACGGUAAGAACACGUCUCAUGCCACACAAAUAGCUGGAUGGCAACAUGGGGCAGAAAAUUCGUCGUUACUUGACGGUGUAAAUCCAUCCAAAAAGCGAAGUUUGGAUAUUCCAGAAUCGAUGGACAAGAUUGGAACGAUUGUGGCAAGAAAAAGCAAUUCUGUCUUCAUUAAAGCAGUUAAGACGACGUGGUAUGACCAAGCUGAAGAUAAGAAAGAAUGUAAACAAGCUGCCAAAGCUACUGAUUUGGCAUUCAAUAUGCUACGAAGCGAAGGUGUGAUCAGAAGCUGA